Messenger RNA from Toxorhynchites rutilus septentrionalis, 2131 nucleotides. RefSeq names its product outer dynein arm-docking complex subunit 4. The record is from RefSeq and is a predicted model, not a curated record. Gene Ontology annotation, molecular function: protein binding. Gene Ontology annotation, cellular component: cytoplasm. Bases 776 to 1921 code for a protein of 381 amino acids. Lineage: Eukaryota; Metazoa; Arthropoda; Insecta; Diptera; Culicidae. The transcript is spliced from 6 exons.
UAAAAGUUUGGGACGUUCUGCUUGCGCUAAUAUCUGCACCACCGCACCAGCACAAUUUCGGUUUCACCAAAAUAGAUACCUACUAAUAAUAGCAAACACGUUGCCCACGAUGAGAAUAGAUGAGGUAACGGCUUCGUGACAGAGAGGGGGAGCUCAGAGCAACCACCUGUUUGAGGAUGACGAUUCGUUCGCGCUUUGGGUGUUUGGGUGUGAAAAUCUCCGCGUAGUCAAUAACAAUGCAUAAAUAGCGGGUAUGAGGGGUAAGAAUAAAAUAAGAAGGAGCACAUCGUUUGCUCUUUGUAUGUUUGAAAUAUAUCAUUCAUAUUUCACCAAAAAGUAACACGCUGACACGCGACCACCAUAAAACAUUGUUUCGCACAAUGCUGUUUGCGAUUACUGGCCUUGCAAGAGGACUUACAUUCGAAUUCUCGAUCCUUUGUGCAUUUUCGAAUUCCAGCAUAAAGAUUUCAUGACAAAUCGAUUAUCAAGUGUUUGUUUCCAUGACUCUGUAUCACCGAAGGUGUAUCGUUCCAACAGCUUCGGUGUGGUGUUGAGAUGGAAAGUCAAUAAAGGAAAACUUAAACCAAUUCUUUUUUUCUCGCUCGAACAUUCCAUUGCACUGUCCUCCAGUUGGAGAUAGCUUUUUCGUGAGCGUUUUCGUAACACAUUUCUCAUUGAGCUCGGAAUCUAUUCCAAGCUGUAAAACUGUGUCAGCAGUUGAAAAGGGCAUAAUUGAAGUUCUGAACUGAAGUAAUUAUCAAGAAAGUGAACAAAUAUGAGCAAAACAGCGACGGGAAUUCUCGGAGGUGACGAUGAGUUGCUGCAAAGUUUUGUACGAGUGGGUCUUCACUCGGAAGGGGAAGAUGGCCAUCAACAUCAGGCGUCCAUCUCCGGAGGUGCUAUCAGCAAUGUCAGCAACCCUGGACCAACUACAAUUUCUGUCCCGCAUCAACUGACCCAACCAAAGAGCGAAUUCCAUUUAGUACGACAGUUUUCUGACCAUUUUUCGGAAGUUAGUGAUAACAAAAAUGCCCCCCGAAAGUACAGGGAUUUGUUCAAUGAACCAAUCGAUAUGAAAAAACGUCGAUAUAUUGACGAAGUGUAUACCGAUAAAGACCGUGCAGCCGCCGUAAGCAUUGGCAAUUUCGAUAUCAAGCAAAAUCUGCUCAACAAACGUCGACAGGAACGACACGAAGCGCUCCAAAUACCCGAGGAAGCCGAUCCUGGAGCAAUUCUGGCGCUUGGAAUGCGGGAAAUCAAAAAUCGAAAUCUAGACAACGCCGUUCACUUCAUAUCAAAGGCCCUGGAUAUGAACAGCAAUGACCAGAGUGCGCUGGUUGCCCGAAGCAAAUGCUUUCUCCAGCUUGGCGAGCCAGCUAAAGCAUUACAGGAUGCUGAAAGCGCACUAUUGCUCGAUAAGAACAACAUAAGGGCAAUUUACCAGAAGGCCGAAGCUCUAUACUACUUGGGACAGUUCGAACACAGCCUGAUGUUUUUCCAUCGUGGACUAAGACUGCGACCGGAAUUGGCCAGCUUUCGACUGGGAGUACAAAAAACCCAGGAGGCGAUCGAGAACACUAUCGGAAGUAACACCAAGAAUCAGCCACAGAAAAAACCUCCAAAGGCAGACAAGCCCAAAACGGCUAAAAAGUCUCAUCAUCUUACGAAGGAGGAAUUGGAUAGACGAGCUGCCAGGCGCCUGCUGGGAGACCUCUACGUCGACAAGGAAUACUUGGAGAACUUGCUCAAACAUCCCGAUCUCAGGAAGGCUGAUACAAACACCGAAGGUGUUUCUGAUCUGGCGAAAGAUGCUAUAAACUUUCUGAACAAUAGACAGGAAUUUUGGCGUCAACAGAAGCCCUGUACGAGCUUGAAUUCCAACAAAAUAGACGGAAACAAUGGUGCACUACCGAAAUGGUGAAUAUAAUUAAACUUUCCAGAACGUGGUUAGCCGUAUUUUCUACGAAUUUAAGAUUGGUGCCGAAAUUAAACUGUUGGGUUUCUAGUUAUGCAUAGUUGUUCGUUAAAAUGCGGUUGGAUAUCUUCUAUAAUAAAAUACAACCAUACUCAGUAGUUGUUGCGCUGAACGGAAUUGAGUUUCUUUUUAUGUACAAUUCGAAUGUAUAUGGAC